UUUCCAUAGUCACGUCACAUCGCUUCCACCAUGUUGUAGGAAAUCCGCCGCUGGCUGCUCCCUCAGUCCUCACCCGCUGUCAGAUUAGAGUUUAAUCCGAGGAGGACGACAAACUGUCAAGACGCUUCGUGCUUCUCGGAAGGACUUGCACCGUUUACGUGCACGUGCACGAAAGAGGAAUCUAGCAGCUGCGGUUACUUACCUUUUCUUUGAUUUUUUUUUGCAAAAAAAAAAUAAAUAUAUAUAUAUAUAUUUAUAUAUAUAUUUAGACAUAUAUGUGGAUGUGUUCUUCUUUUUUGCCUCUGCAAUUAACGAGUGCUACAUUUAAAAUGAGCCUCCAGUCUAUUGUUGCGGUUUAUUCAUGGUCCGCGAAUUGCCAAUUCGUGAAGAUGUUAGCUUGCUAAUUAGCUGAAAUAGAGUAACUAAAUCGGAUUAGCGGUGGAUGGCAGCCUACCUCCGGGUAAUAUCCAAGUAGUAUUGUUUGCUAUACUUGAUAUUUUUUCACAGUAGCACUUUUUAGUUUUCGUUUUUAUUAUUAUUUUUUAAUUUAAUACUUUGUUUAAAUUUUAGUAUUUCAGUUUUAAAUGUUAUUGUUAGCAUAACUGUUGCCAUAAAGCUAGCUUGUCAAAUUUCAAGAACUGGAUCUCCUUUGCUAGCUUCUUGCGUCUGAAUAAAAAAAAAAAGAAAAGAAAAAAGAAAGAAAAGAAAAGGACAAACACAAAAAGGAGUGCAUCUGACCUUAACUCAGUCAAAGACCAGACGGAGGUGUCCGCCAGUUCAGUUGUGAACGAACUGGACUGAAAAUCAAACAAGAUCUGAGUUUGAACUAAACAACGAUGUCUGGAAAAGAUAAAGACAACAAAGACAAGGAGAAGCAGUCCACCACAGAACGACCGAUAAAAACCGUGCCAUACCCCCCACAACAUAAGCUCACAAUAAAAGAAUUAUUUGAAGAUGGUAAGCCCAAUUCUGAGGUGCUUCGCAAUCAUCUGGUCAAAGAAGGGAGGGUGGAGGAGGACGUAGCUCUGAAAAUAGUCAAUGAUGGGGCCAACAUUCUUCGGCAGGAGAAGUGCAUGCUAGAAGUGGAAGCACCUGUUACAGUAUGUGGUGAUGUCCAUGGACAAUUCUAUGACCUUAUGAAGUUGUUUGAAGUUGGGGGAUCGCCCAGCAACACACGGUAUCUUUUUCUUGGCGACUACGUAGAUCGAGGAUACUUCAGUAUUGAGUGCGUUCUCUAUCUGUGGUCUCUCAAGAUUAACCACCCCACGACUCUGUUCCUUCUGCGUGGGAACCACGAGUGCCGACAUCUCACAGAGUACUUCACCUUCAAGCAGGAAUGUAAAAUUAAAUACUCUGAGCGGGUGUAUGAUGCCUGUAUGGAAGCCUUUGACUGCCUGCCCCUUGCUGCUCUGCUUAACCAACAGUUCUUAUGCGUACAUGGAGGACUCUCACCUGAAAUCAACUGCCUAGACGACAUAAGGAAAUUAGACAGGUUUAAGGAGCCGCCUGCAUUUGGGCCAAUGUGUGACCUAAUCUGGGCUGACCCUGGCGAGGACUACGGCAGUGAAAAGACUUCUGAACACUUCAACCAUAACUCUGUCAGAGGUUGCUCUUACUUUUUCAGUUAUGCUGCAGUCUGUGACUUUUUGGUAAAUAAUAACUUGCUAUCAGUAAUAAGAGCUCAUGAAGCACAAGAUGCAGGGUAUCGGAUGUAUAGAAAGAGUCAGACCACUGGCUUUCCGUCACUAAUCACAAUCUUUUCAGCUCCCAAUUAUCUAGAUGUCUACAACAAUAAAGCUGCCGUAUUAAAAUAUGAAAACAACGUGAUGAACAUCCGGCAGUUCAACUGCUCCCCUCACCCUUACUGGUUACCCAACUUUAUGGAUGUGUUCACGUGGUCUUUGCCUUUUGUUGGAGAAAAAGUGACGGAAAUGCUGGUGAAUGUCCUGAAUAUUUGCUCUGAUGACGAGCUCAUGUCAGAAGGAGACGACCUUUAUGAAGGAGGCACGUCAGCAAUGCGGAAGGAGGUCAUCCGAAACAAGAUUCGUGCUGUUGGGAAGAUGGCCCGGGUCUUCUCUGUCCUUAGGGAGGAAAGUGAAAGUGUGUUGACACUGAAAGGCCUGACCCCAACGGGAACUCUUCCAGUGGGAGUUUUGUCAGGGGGAAAGCAGACUUUGGAGAAUGCCACAAUUGAGGCGGCUAAAGCAAAAGCUAUUCAAGGCUUCUCUCCCACGAGGAAGAUUCGCAACUUCGAGGAGGCACGGGGUCUGGACAGGAUAAACGAGAGGAUGCCACCACGCAAAGAUGGCCAGCAGCCCGAUGGCACAGCAAUCAACACAAACGCCCCCAGCAAGAACGGCACUGACGGAUAGACACAGGGCGCACCUCCCUCACCGGACUCAGCCCCUCACCGCGCCCGUUCCGUCUCCCCCACGCCCAUCCGUUUCCUCUGCUGAAACUAUCUGUCCGUCUUCUGUUAGCUCACAAUCGGGCGGAGCAGCAGCUACUCUGGCAGAUAAAUGAAAUAGAAGGUGCCCCAGAACGGGGAUGCUUCGUCCCAGCUGUUCAAAAGAAGAAACUACGACUUACUGAAUGAUGAAACAGUCUGUGGAACAUCCAGUCUUAUUUAUUAACCGUUGUGUACAAUAGAUAGAAUGUUUAAUAGCUAUAAAUCAAUGAUUGAAGAUUUGUCAAAGCAUAAAAAUGUAUACUGAAGUUUUAUUUUAAAGAUUUUAAAACUUGAUGCAGAAAAAGUGCAGUAGCUCUUGGUAUUAAGGGGAUUUAGUCACUUUAAGUUUAUUUUUAAAUCUUCCUUAAAGUGAUUUAAGGAAAAGUACAAAUGCUGUAUGUUGUACGGCUGAACAGUAUCCUUCUGAAUUUAUUUUUAUUUAUUUUUUUGCUAAGGCCUUUAAGGAUCUAGUGCAGUGCAGUGUUUUCAUAAUUUAUAUUAAAACAGGGAAAUUGAAGAUUGUGAGGAACGUAACGUUUAAUACAUUUAUGAUCAUUAUUACAACUGAACCUUUUAUAUUUAAAACUGCAAUUUUAAGAAAGGCUGAGGUAUUUUAUGUUUGUUAGCACAACCACAUGAUGCAGAAAAACAUUGAAGUAUUUUGUUCUCUUCCAGUAGAAACAACAGACUGUAUUUUGUAUGUGUGGCUGAUACAUUUUAAGUGAAGGCUUAAGACUUUGUGUGCAAUCCCAGUUAGUGUUGCUUUCUGACCUCUUCUGAGUACAACCUGUGCUCACCUGACGGCAGCUAGGAUGUUCUCCAAGCUCGAAACCAAAAGAAGCAAAGGAUUCAUAAGAAGGGAUUAAUGCACAUAUAUGGAGUAUGAUAUUGUCAUUUCUGGUGUGUACGGUUCAUCCCAGCUGGAGGCGCUUCCUCUUCUGUUCCAGGACAGGCUAAGCAAAAUGUUUUCAUUUUGAGGAUGAUAUUGGGGAUUUUAAGGCACAAAAAACCCACAGAGGUUAAAAGUAAAGCAUUUUUUAAAAGCUUGAUAUAUUUACUGAUUGUCUCUCAAAGCAGGGAGCUGCUGGCCAGACUGUCUGAUGUUCAUUAUUGUUCAAAAACGUAAUAUUUUGAAACACUACAAAGAUGGUGUGCGCUUUCAGGGCCUUCUUUUAUCUCCGUUGAUUCGUACCACAUGCAGAACUUUUGACUCUGAUAACAAGUGAAAGGACUGAAACGAUGUCACGUUGGUGUUGCUGAACCCAGACACAAUGGACUGAGUCACGCCGAUCAGCAGAGACGAUGCUUUUAAAGGGACCCGCUUCCGCUCUAGCAGCUGUCGGCUAAGGCCUUCCUGUGCUGCACUCAACUCACGCUUUUCUGACUCUUGAACUCCUGAUCACAGAAGGAUGCUGGACUUUAAAAGACAGAGACCAUGAUGAGCAGAUGCUGUUCUGUCAACGGUCUGUCCUGUUCCAACACAUUUAUUCUUUUUUCACUUCCAACCCUUUAAGGCUUGCUUCUGCUAAAUCCUACAACUUGGUCGGUGCUCUGACAAGACCAACUAAGUUUUUAUGUCUGCAAAAGAAGGGAGAUACAAGCCUGUUUGACUUUAUAUUCACUUGUUAAAUUGCUCAAUUUUCUUUGAGAAAUGUUUGAAGAAACAAAAGCUGGUUUCCCCCAUCCAACCUAUAGGUGGAACAUUUCUACGUGUGUCUCGGUGUGGACGGUAAACAUAGAGGGGCGCCCGGAGACUUUUGGUCAAAAACAUUCAGCUUCAGUAAUCUUAAGGUUCUUCAAAUCCCGAAAAUGUUUUUAUUGUUUUGUUGAAUAGAUUUCUGGUUGAGCUCUUUAAAUAUUGAAUGUUUGGGUUUACAGUCAUAACUGUGAUGUUGGAAUUUGUUUGAAACUGUAAGGCUUUAUUGGAUGAACCGUACAGCACACUGACUUCCUGUCAGCUCUUACACAUAUCUCGCAGAAUGUAAAAAAGAAAAAAAGAAUACAGACAAUUGUUCAUCUUUUGAGAUCUUACAAUAGCUGUAAUAAAGGGUAAAACGCUGUUCUGUAUUUGUCAUGUGAGGCCAUACGAUCUUUAACAUAGAUGUAUCACUUGAAAUAGAAUAAACCUAAAUGCAGUGUU
Oryzias latipes (Japanese medaka) is the source of this 4589-nucleotide messenger RNA. RefSeq names its product protein phosphatase 3, catalytic subunit, gamma isozyme, a (gene ppp3cca). Gene Ontology annotation, biological process: calcineurin-mediated signaling. The record is from RefSeq and is a predicted model, not a curated record. Lineage: Eukaryota; Metazoa; Chordata; Actinopteri; Beloniformes; Adrianichthyidae. Gene Ontology annotation, molecular function: calmodulin-dependent protein phosphatase activity.